GAAGACAGGCGAGCUGACGGAAAGAGGCAAACAAGAACCUGCGAUGAGGCUCGGUGUCAGUGAUCUACCUGCUGGUGCUGCGAGGAACUGGCAGAUCUCCAGAGUUUAUUCAGCUGACAGAUGAGUGUCCAGAAGGUUACUAACAGGAUGAGACCGGGCAGCCACGUGGCCCUGCAAAGGAUUACAAGCAGCGAGAAGAAGGCAAAGAGAUUAGACUCAAGAGGAACUCUGCAUUUUUAACCUCGUCACUGUUGUCACACUGACAGUCUGGAAGAAAACUGAGUCAAGAUCUGUACUCCGACACCCCCUCCUCAUCUUCUCCUCCUUUCAUUGCACCCAUUGCUCAUCCACCCAUGCAGCCAACUCUGCCGUCCGCAGGGAUCCAACGGCAUCCAGGAUCCAGCUACUGAGGAAACAGAGCCGCAGCGCAGAUGCAGAGGUGGACUGAAUGGCCUGGUUUGGUGCUUGCAACUAGUUUGUUCUACACCCUCUCCUAAAAGAGAAGAGCCAAGGAGAUUCUGGAUUUUUAUUGUUAUUUGCAUCCUUCUUUUUACAAAUGUUUUGUUUGGACUUGAAAGACACAAAAGGUAACCCAUCAUGCUUCUGAAGUCAGGAGUAUUCCUCACUUUGUGUCUGUUCACCCUUCAAGCAAGUCAAAUAAAAGGGUUUCACGACUACGGCUUUUCUGGACUCAGGGAUGCAAAGUACCGGCACUUUCUGGAAGUUCCCAGACCGAUCAGUCACGACACCAACGUCAGAGCGGACCAGGAGAGACACCGAGUCAAGAGGUCGACGGCGUUCACCACGGGUGUCAAAGUGUGCCCUCAGGAGACCAUGAAAGCAGUGAUCAGCAGCCAUCGGGCCUAUUACAAACUCAGAGUUUGCCAGGAAGCAAUUUGGGAAGCAUUUCGGAUUUUCCUGGACCGAGUCCCAGAUGCAGAGGAGUACAGAGCGUGGGUUUACACCUGCCAGCACGAAAACCUCUGCAUGGACGACCUGGCCCACAAUUUCAGCAGCUCUCAGGAACACCUGGACAUGGUGGCCCAAAGGGUUUCCGAGCAGGGUGAAAGUGACGGUUUCAUAGCAGGGACUCCUGAACCAGGCAGUGACUGUAGCUGGACUCCCCCUAUGAUCCUGCUGCCAACGGAAGCUGGUGAAAUCAAAGAGGAUCCCAACUUGCUCAAGGAGAACUAUGAGGAAUACAUUGUGGAGUUCAGCAUCACCAUUGUGGACCCGGUAUACAACCAGCUGCUCAGCAACCCUGAGGCGCUGCAGUACGACGACAUUGCAGGACAGCUCAGAGACAAGAUGCUUCAAGUGUUUAAAAAAGUUCCAGGAUUCAAAGAAUUACGCAUGCUGGGAUUUCGAUCAGAGGAUACGUCAGUGCGCUAUGCAGUCGUGUUUAAUGGAGAAACAGAGCUCAAUGGUGUUUUUGAGGGUUUGGAGGAGCCAAAAGCAGAUGAAGAUGUGAAUGCUCCUAAACUGAAGCACAUUAUUGUAAAGGCCUUGAAAAAGGAGCCUUCGCUCUUGAUGGACAUGCAGACCCUCAGCUUUGAGGCUGUAACUACACUCUAUCCAGUGGAGAAGCUUGGCCUGAACCCUGUCAAGACCGUUGUAUCAGAGGAUGACCCCACAGCUGAGGACAACCCUCCCGCCGAACGUCUAUUCCCCACCACAGCAGUGAUGGACGGCUCAUUAGCAGCUUCAACUGUCAAACCAGAAACACACACGCUCGUGCCUUUCAUCCCCACCGUCCUCCCAGACACCACCUCUGCUGUCACCGUGGACUCUCCUUUAAUGGCAGCAACAGAGGAGUCGGCUACAGGAAAACUGGAAACUAUCACAGAGGGGGAAGGAGAGGAACUUGUGGAGGAGAUCCCGCCAACUGAACAGCUUGAACCGGCUGUUGAAGACAGCGCAGAUCAAGCAGAGCUACAGAACGAAGACUAUUCUGUGGCAGGAGUGCUGACCGAUGCAUCUGUCGAGGUUUACCUUGACACGCCAGAGGCUACAGCUCCCACAGUCCCGGAGACAUCUGGGGACAUGCUGCAAGGCAUUGAACCAGAAACAACUGUGGAGCUUUUCCCGUCCUCUGUUGAUGCAGGCGAAUCCCCAAAUGACACGAAUGAUUUCAGCGGAGGCUACAGCGACGUGACCCCAGCGAUGGAGGACCUCCCUGCCGACAACUCAAACAUGCAAGCGGAAGCCGUCCCGAGUGAGAACGAGAUGGAGGUCAAAGUGACCGAGCCGCUGGAAGACGGGAGCGGGAGCGGGCUGGCCUCGGAGUCUGAUGAACGUCCGUAUGAAUCCACAGCUGCUCCCGCCUUGAGACAAGUCAGCACACCUCUGAUGACAGCUGUGGAUAAGAGCAAAGAGUUAGUGGUUUUCUUUAGCUUGAGGGUCACUAACAUGAUGUUUUCCGAUGACCUGUUCAACAAGACCUCCCCUGAGUAUAAGUCACUGGAGAACACGUUUCUCGAGCUGACACAGCAUUCUGGGUCCAAAAAGUCACCAAACCCUGGAGCAUCCAGUAAAUCUAAAGCCACAACUUUAGCCUCCAUACCGCUUUUGCCGUAUCUGCAGUCCAAUUUGACUGGAUUCAAGCAGCUGGAGAUCCUCAACUUCAGGAACGGGAGUGUUGUGGUAAACAGCAGGAUGAAACUGGACAAGCCGGUACCUUAUAACGUCACGGAGGCCGUGCACUGCGUUCUCGAGGACUUCUGCAACGCAGCGACUAAACGGCUUGACAUUGAGAUUGACAGUCGCUCCUUGGAGAUUGAACCAGCUGACCAAGCAGAUCCCUGUAAGUUCCUGGCCUGCAACGAGUUUUCGCGCUGCGUGGUAAACGGUUGGAGCAACGAGGCGGAGUGUCUGUGUGACCCUGGAUACAGCACCAUGAACGGAUUACCUUGCCAGAGCACCUGCACCUUGCAACCGGACUACUGCCUGAAUGGAGGCCUGUGUGAACUAAUCCCAGGUCACGGGGUCACCUGCAGAUGCCCGACAGGUAAAUACUGGCACUACCACGGAGAACGCUGCAACGAGCUGGUGUCAGUGCCGGUAGAUCCUUCACUAAUUGUAACCUGCCUUGUGGGGAGUCUUUGCCUUGUUUGCGCUGUUUUCGGGAUCUUAACAUUCAUCAACAAGAAAUGUAUAAAGACCAGGAAGGCUAUAACUUUGGUGCCCACCCUUGCUCCCUAUGCCUUUGAGAAUACGUUGAGAGAGAACCCAGUAUUUGAGAAUGAUGAUGGUGUCUUAACACGAGUGUCCACAUUACCGUGUCCUUCAAGUUCUGCCUCUUCUCAAUCCCAACAGUCUGAGCAAGAACAUUUUGCCUCAAUUGAAAAUAUUCGCCUGAGUAUCGAGAUCCCCAGACAACUCUACACAACAAGAUCCGAAAAGUUAGUCUCAGAAAUGGUGGACUUUCAUCACUGCAUACCACACAAUGAGCUCUAUGACGUGUGCAAAGACGUGGCGACGGCCAAAUGAAUACAGAACACGGUGUCUUUUAAGAGCAUCAGACAACGACUGUUUUGAAGUAACGGUUCUCUGACGACACCUUGCCCACCUGAACUGCCAACACAGUGACGCGUCGAAAAGCACGAGGAAAUAAAGGCUGAUGUUGCUGUUACGCUGUGUAUAGUUUGCAUGUGCAGAUGCAGGUACAGUAGCUCAGUGGUUGAAAUGUUUAUAGUGAGGAAAGCGUCCCGUUAGACAGUGAGCUAUGGAGAGUGUUCAGGAAGCUGAUAUUUACGUCAUGUACUGAGUGGUAGGGACAUUUCCUGUGCACCCUUUGCAAAGGUUCUUUCCUCACAAUGAGGUAUUUAUUAUGUACAAACUGAUACACGUGGAUGUAUCGUACUAUAUGUUUAGACUACAAUAUAUGGAAGUGUUUAUUGUCGAUGCCGUUCUUAAACAAUGUGUCCCAAAAAGAGAAUAUCCUGCAUAAGCUGCUGACUGUGUCUGCAUCAGUCUGUCCAACUCACAUGUCUUACCACUAAUCAUUUGUCUGUUAAGAUUUGGAGAUAUUUUUAUACAAUUUAUGUUUAAAAUGAAAUAAAAUGUUGGUUUUCUUUUUAUUUAAAA
Cololabis saira (Pacific saury) is the source of this 4086-nucleotide messenger RNA. It is a transcript of the gene impg1b, whose product is annotated as interphotoreceptor matrix proteoglycan 1b. The record is from RefSeq and is a predicted model, not a curated record. Gene Ontology annotation, biological process: visual perception. The coding region runs from base 598 to 3489 and encodes 963 amino acids. NCBI's taxonomy places the organism in Eukaryota, Metazoa, Chordata, Actinopteri, Beloniformes, Belonidae. The transcript is spliced from 19 exons.